Molecule: messenger RNA, 2079 nt
Organism: Vanderwaltozyma polyspora DSM 70294
Lineage: Eukaryota; Fungi; Ascomycota; Saccharomycetes; Saccharomycetales; Saccharomycetaceae
Gene: CAT2
Product: carnitine O-acetyltransferase CAT2
Exons: 1
Coding region: 1-2079 (692 amino acids)
Biological process (GO): carnitine metabolic process
Cellular component (GO): peroxisome; mitochondrion
Molecular function (GO): carnitine O-acetyltransferase activity
Source: RefSeq, a predicted model, not a curated record
AUGAUUAAAUCACAAGCUUCUUAUUCUAUAGUUAAAACUUCAUUGCAGCCAGGUCUAAUUCAAAAAAGAUUACUAAUGUCAAAUCGUAUUUUAAAGCAAAAAAAUUCUUCCAAACAAAAUUCUUUUGAAUUUGAUUCUGGUAAUAACGAAUUUUAUAUUGCAGAACAUGAAAAUGCUUAUUAUCAAGGAAAUCAAUAUUCUUCAAAUUUUAAAGGUUUAACUUUCCAAAAUCAGAGUAAAUUACCUGAUUUACCAAUCCCAGAGUUAAAUCAAACCAUUGAAACUUAUUUAAAAUCUAUCAAACCUUAUUGUUAUAAUAAUCCAAAUUUAUAUAACGAACAAGUUUUAAAAUGUAAUGAUUUGAAAAAUAAUUUAGGUCCAAUUUUACAACAAAGAUUAAUUCAAUAUCAGAAAAAUGAAAAUAAUUUAAAUAAAAAUCAUUGUUUGAACAGAAAUUGGUUACAAAAAUUUUGGGAUAAUGAAGUUUAUUUGGAAUAUAACGAUCCUGUUGUACCUUACGUUUCAUAUUUUUUCUCUCAUAAAGAUUUACCAGUUUCUCAUUCAAAAAUUGGUAAUGAUUAUCUAAUGAAAUCAACUGCUAUUAUUUCAAUUAUUGUCAAGUUCAUUGAAGCUUUGAAGAUUGAAGCCAUUCCUCCAGAAGUCAUUAAAGGUACUCCAUUUUGUAUGAAUUCUUUCAAUCUUAUGUUUAACAAUUCAAGAGCUCCUGAUCUUGAAAAUAACACUGACACAAAUAUAUUUUAUUCUAUUUAUGAAAACAACUUCAUUGUUGUAGCUUACAAGAAUAAUUUCUACAAAGUUUUAACCCAUGAUCAAGAAACUUUAAAACCUUACUCACCAAACCAAAUUUACAAGCAAUUGUACAACAUUAUUACUUCAAAGAGAGCACCUUUGAACACCAAUGGAAUCGGUAUUUUAACUACUUUGCCAAGAGACCAAUGGAGAGAAACUUAUUCAAAGUUGAUUCAAAAUCCAGAAUCAAAAGAAGCAUUGGAAACCAUCCACAAGGCAUCCUUCAUGUUAUGUUUAGAUGCUGACACAACAACUAUCACUUUGGAAGAAAAGGCAAGAAACUCAUGGUAUGGUGACGGUACUAACAGAUUCUUUGAUAAACCAUUGCAAUUCUUUGUUACUGCUAAUGGCUCUUCUGGUUUCUUAGGUGAACAUUCAAAGAUGGAUGGUACCCCAAAUUUAUUUUUGAACAAUUAUAUGUGCCAAGAAAUGUUGAAAUUGAAUCCAAAUGAAUUUGUUGCUGAAGUUCUAAACAAUGAAACAUCCGUAGAAGUUGCAAAACCAGAAAAACUAGAAUUCCUAAUAACUCCAGAAAUCAAUCAAACCAUUAAGACUGCAACAACAGUUUUUACAAAUUUAAUGAAGGAACAUGAUGUAAAAGUUUGGCAUUAUAACAAAUAUGGUAAGAAUUUAAUCAAGAAGCACAAGAUGUCACCAGAUGCAUUUAUCCACCAAAUUAUUCAAUUAGCUGUAUUUAAAUACUUCGGUAAACAAUUACCUACUUAUGAAGCAGCUUCUACUAGAAAGUUCUUUAAGGGUCGUACUGAAACUGGUAGAUCUGUUUCAAUGGAAUCUUUUGAUUUUGUUAGAAAAUGGCAAGAUGACAAAGUAUCUUUGGAAGAAAAAGUUGAGUAUUUGAGAAGAUCUGCCAAGGCGCAUGCAACCUACUUAGGUAUGGCUUCAAAUGGUCAAGCUAUCGAUCGUCAUUUCUACGGUUUGAAGAACAUGGUCAAUAAGGAAACUGACGAAGUCCCAGAAUUAUUCAAGGAUCCUUUAUUCAAUUAUUCUUCAACAUGGUUAAUUUCAACUUCCCAAUUAUCUUCAGAACACUUUGAUGGUUAUGGGUGGUCUCAAGUCAAUGACAACGGUUUCGGUUUAGCCUAUAUGAUUAACAAAGAUUGGUUACAUAUCAACAUUUGUACAAAACCAGCUAAGAGCGGUUUUGAUGUAAACAAGAUGCAUCAUUACUUAAACCAAGCUGCUGAUGAAAUAAUGGAAGUUCUUGAAGCAACUUCUGCUCCACAAGAAUCUUUGUCUGCCAAAUUGUGA